CUAUAAAAGAGUUUACUUGCCAAUGCAAAGUAGAACAGAAAUGACCUCCAUCAUGAUAUUCUUCUUCAGUGCCUGUGCCCUUUUACCACGACUUGUUACAGCGAAUGAGUAUGGUGGUAAUACUGGUGGGAAAUCCUGUGUCUUCCCUUUUGCUUACAAGAGCCGGACAUUUUACACCUGUACUAGUGAAGAUGUAGCGACUGGACGUUUGUGGUGUGCAACAACAGGAAGUUAUGAUAAAGACAAGCAACGGAGCUACUGUGCUGAUACAAGAUUAGUUGCCAAUGAUCACGGACCAUGCAUAUUUCCUUUUAUUUACAAGGGAAAGUCCUACUCAUCUUGCACAACAGCUGGGGCAUCCACUGGAAAGCUCUGGUGCUCUCUCAGCAGGAACUAUGACACAAAUCCCAGGUGGACAUACUGUGAUCCCUCAGAACCACGUCCUUGUGUGUUCCCCUUCAUUUUUAGAGGGAAAUCGUACUCUGCCUGCACCCCGGAAGGCACUGAUGAUGGUCAGCUAUGGUGUGCCACCACCAAUAACUAUGACAGGGAUAGCAAAUGGAAGGCAUGUUCUAUUCAAGAGUAUGAAGGGAACUCAGUAGGGAAGGUCUGCGUCUUUCCUUUCAUUUAUAAUGGGACGAUAUACAAUACCUGCACCAAUAAAAAUAAUUCUGAUGGACAAUUUUGGUGUGCUACAACCGGGAACUAUGACAAGGACAAGCAGUGGAGCUACUGUGCUGAUACAAGACUAGGUCCAAACCAACCCUGUAUUUUCCCUUUUACCUACAAUGGAAAAUCAUACUGGUCUUGUAUAGCAGAUGGAGAAUCCAGUGGGAAACCCUGGUGCUCUCUUACCAGCAACUACAAUGAGGAUCCCAGACGGAUAUACUGUAACUCCUCAGAGUAUGGUGGUAAUACUGGUGGGAAUUCCUGUGUCUUCCCUUUCGCUUACAAGAGCCGGACAUAUUACACCUGUACUAGUGAAGAUGUAGUGACUGGACAUUUCUGGUGUGCAACAACAGGAAGUUAUGAUAAAGACAAGCAACGGAGCUACUGUGCUGAUACAAGAUUAGUUGCCAAUGAUCACGGACCAUGCAUAUUUCCUUUUAUUUACAAGGGAAAGUCCUACUCAUCUUGCACAACAGCUGGGGCAUCCACUGGAAAGCUCUGGUGCUCUCUCAGCAGGAACUAUGACAGAAAUCCAAGGUGGACAUACUGUGAUCCUUCAGAACCACGUCCUUGUGUGUUCCCCUUCAUUUUUAGAGGGAAAUCGUACUCUGCCUGCACCCCGGAAGGCACUGAUGAUGGUCAGCUAUGGUGUGCCACCACCAAUAACUAUGACAGGGAUAGCAAAUGGAAGGCAUGUUCUAUUCAAGAGUAUGAAGGGAACUCAGUAGGGAAGGUCUGCGUCUUUCCUUUCAUUUAUAAUGGGACGAUAUACAAUACCUGCACCAAUAAAAAUAAUUCUGAUGGACAAUUUUGGUGUGCUACAACCGGGAACUAUGACAAGGACAAGCAGUGGAGCUACUGUGCUGAUACAAGACUAGGUCCAAACCAACCCUGUAUUUUCCCUUUUACCUACAAUGGAAAAUCAUACUGGUCUUGUAUAGCAGAUGGAGAAUCCAGUGGGAAACCCUGGUGCUCUCUUACCAGCAACUACAAUGAGGAUCCCAGACGGAUAUACUGUAACUCCUCAGAGUAUGUUGGUAAUACUGGUGGGAAAUCCUGUGUCUUCCCUUUCGCUUACAAGAGCCGGACAUUUUACACCUGUACUAGUGAAGACGUAGCGACUGGACAUUUCUGGUGUGCAACAACAGGAAGUUAUGAUAAAGACAAGCAACGGAGCUACUGUGCUGAUACAAGAUUAGUUGCCAAUGAUCACGGACCAUGCAUAUUUCCUUUUAUUUACAAGGGAAAGUCCUACUCAUCUUGCACAACAGCUGGGGCAUCCACUGGAAAGCUCUGGUGCUCUCUCAGCAGGAACUAUGACAGAAAUCCCAGGUGGACAUACUGUGAUCCUUCAGAACCACGUCCUUGUGUGUUCCCCUUCAUUUUUAGAGGGAAAUCGUACUCUGCCUGCACCCCGGAAGGCACUGAUGAUGGUCAGCUAUGGUGUGCCACCACCAAUAACUAUGACAGGGAUAGCAAAUGGAAGGCAUGUUCUAUUCAAGAGUAUGAAGGGAACUCAGUAGGGAAGGUCUGCGUCUUUCCUUUCAUUUAUAAUGGGACGAUAUACAAUACCUGCACCAAUAAAAAUAAUUCUGAUGGACAAUUUUGGUGUGCUACAACCGGGAACUAUGACAAGGACAAGCAGUGGAGCUACUGUGCUGAUACAAGACUAGGUCCAAACCAACCCUGUAUUUUCCCUUUUACCUACAAUGGAAAAUCAUACUGGUCUUGUAUAGCAGAUGGAGAAUCCAGUGGGAAACCCUGGUGCUCUCUUACCAGCAACUACAAUGAGGAUCCCAGACGGAUAUACUGUAACUCCUCAGAGUAUGUUGGUAAUACUAGUGGGAAAUCCUGUGUCUUCCCUUUCGCUUACAAGAGCCGGACAUUUUACACCUGUACUAGUGAAGACGUAGCGACUGGACAUUUCUGGUGUGCAACAACAGGAAGUUAUGAUAAAGACAAGCAACGGAGCUACUGUGCUGAUACAAGAUUAGUUGCCAAUGAUCACGGACCAUGCAUAUUUCCUUUUAUUUACAAGGGAAAGUCCUACUCAUCUUGCACAACAGCUGGGGCAUCCACUGGAAAGCUCUGGUGCUCUCUCAGCAGGAACUAUGACAGAAAUCCCAGGUGGACAUACUGUGAUCCUUCAGAACCACGUCCUUGUGUGUUCCCCUUCAUUUUUAGMGGGAAAUYGUACUCUGCCUGCACCCCGGAAGGCACUGAUGAUGGUCAGCUAUGGUGUGCCACCACCAAUAACUAUGACAGGGAUAGCAAAUGGAAGGCAUGUUCUAUUCAAGAGUAUGAAGGGAACUCAGUAGGGAAGGUCUGCGUCUUUCCUUUCAUUUAUAAUGGGACGAUAUACAAUACCUGCACCAAUAAAAAUAAUUCUGAUGGACGAUUUUGGUGUGCUACAACUGGGAACUAUGACAAGGACAAGCAGUGGAGCUACUGUGCUGAUACAAGACUAGGUCCAAACCAACCCUGUAUUUUCCCUUUUACCUACAAUGGAAAAUCAUACUGGUCUUGUACAGCAGAUGGAGAAUCCAGUGGGAAACUCUGGUGCUCUCUUACCAGCAACUACAACGAGGAUCCCAGAUGGAUAUACUGUAACUCCUCAGUUGACCAAAACAUGGAUCUGGCCACCGCUAGAUUGGAUUACUGCAAUGCACUCUAUGUGAGGCUGUCCUGGAAAUUUAACAUCCUCCAACGGGCGGCAGCCAGGUGGUUACCCAGGGCUCCUUACAGAGAGAGGUCAUCCCUCCUGUUUAAGGAGCUCCACUGGCUGCCUUUCAUCUACCGGACCCAAUUCAAGAUGCAGGUUCUUACCGACAAAGCCCUGAACGGUUUGGGACCCGCCUACCUACGUGACCGCAUCUCUGUAUACGAACCCACACAAUCUCUUCGAUCAUCCAGGGAGGACCUGAUCUCGAUCCCACCAGCAUCGCAGCAGCAAUUGGUGGGGACGAGAGAGAGGGCCUUUUCGGUGGAGGCCCCUCGAUUCUGGAACUCACUCCCUAAAGGCAUCAGACAGGCUCCAACUUUGGCAGUCUUCGGGAGGGACUUGAAGACGUGGCUGUUCCAGUGUGCCUUCCUGGAAUAAUGAUCCCAUAGCACUUUGCCCUCCAAAGUGCUAUGGGAUCAUUAUUUACAUUUUCUAAGUCUGCUCGUAUGCCCUUUCACUAACACCAGUAUCAUCUUCUGUUCAUGUCCCAGCAUAUUUCCAAUUUUAACUUUACAUGUGGCCUCC
This is a messenger RNA of Anolis sagrei ordinatus, 3916 nucleotides long. The record is from RefSeq and is a predicted model, not a curated record. Lineage: Eukaryota; Metazoa; Chordata; Lepidosauria; Squamata; Anolidae.